Molecule: messenger RNA, 1926 nt
Organism: Oppiella nova
Lineage: Eukaryota; Metazoa; Arthropoda; Arachnida; Sarcoptiformes; Oppiidae
Source: the annotation of a GenBank genome assembly
CCGGGGUAAUCUUCUAACAAGUAUCAUUCAUUAAAUACAAUUAAAUUUAAAUGAAAUGUUGGGAUAAAUGAUCAUUAAAUGCAUGCAAUGUGUGAACUACUGGUCAACGAUCUAUUGGAUGAGUUGAGUGCAGAAAAUCGCAGACUUUUAAGUGAAUUACAAUUUGUGUCCAAAUUAUGCCAAAUGUUGGAUCAAAUGCGAGACAAAUGCAAAGUUUUGGCCCAAAACUGCAAAUGCCAUACAAAUCGCCAAUUAAUUCACGAGUUGCUUGUCAUUGAAAAUGAUGUCCAAUGCAUUGAGCAAGCACAUAUUUCACCGAUUGGUGUGAAUGGCCAUGAAGUGAAUGCAACUAUAGUUAAGGAUAGGCUAUCAGUGGACAGACAGCCAGUGGUGGACAGCCGUCGCUCUGUGGCCACGAAUAGUAGCUCAAGAGUGGGUCCAAAAGCGAUCGUAUCCCACGAAACCUAUUUGAUGGACAAAAGGACGGGUCAUAUGAUGGACAGGAAUGUGACACAAGUGACUGUCGUUCACAAGUCUACUGGUGUUGAGUGUCAUGAAUGCGGACAACUCUUCAUGACUACGGAUCAGUUGGACAGACAUAUGAGUGACACACACGCCAUGUCCGUCAGUUUUGAAUGUCUUGAGUGCGAACAGGUAUUCAUGACUCAGGAUCUGUUGCGGAGACAUAUGAACGCCGAACACAUGAAGACAACAAAGUCUAUGGCUAAUGAAGAAUUGGUGGACCACUUGCUGUGUCGAAAAUGUGGUCAACUCUUUGACACGACCUCCGAGUUAGCCAUUCACAUGAAAUGCGCGCAUAUUUUAAAGAAAUAUGUUUGUCGUGAAUGCAAACAACAGCUGAACACCGAUAACGAGUUGAUUAGCCAUUGGGCACAAUAUCACGUGAUUCCCACUGAAAAGCUUAAGACUCGAAAAGAUCACCUCAAGAGUUCAGAUCCCAAACUAAUUACAGAGAUAUUGAUACAAAAGUCGCAAAACAUUUCAAACCUCUUAACCAUAAACGAGACAACAGUCAGUGAACCACUCAAACCAUUAUCGACCACUUCUUCGCCAGCGAGUCUAUUGUCCACCACAUCGUCUGCAAAACCGUUCAAAUGCGGUCUUAACGGAUGUGGAGAGCGGUUCCAAAGCGUCACCACUUUGUUCGCACAUAAAAUGGCUGAACAUAACGGACAGCCCGGCCCUAACGCCACGGACACGUCCACCAGUAUCCUGGAUCACAAGUACCACACUUACACUCAUUGCCAUCGGAAGCGCAGUAAGAAGAUAAGACCCAAACCUCUAUUCGCGGAUAAUAUCUCAGCCACACAGCAGUCAAUUGCAGUGUCCAGUGGUGUGGAGAUACCUCCUCAAGAGGUGCCUAAAGCGGAACCAUCGAAGUCGUCGGGGUCUAAGCGCUGGCAUUCAGGGGUCACAGAACUGAAGCCUAAGUCGAUCCUCAAACAGGUGCCGAAGCCGUCGGCGUCCAGGGCUUCAGAAGUUCACAACCGAACAGAGCGUCAACGAAGAGCUCAUUUGCGCCAAUCAUUUGGUUUACUGAGGAAUGAGUUACCGAAAGAGUGCCACAAGAAGGACGACAAGUCACCCAAUAUAAGGACACUUUGCCGGGCAAUCGCUUGUAUUGAGUCACUCAAUGGUGAUCACCAACGGCUUCAUUUGUUACCGAAAGAGUGCCACAAGAAGGACGACAAGUCACCCAAUAUAAGGACACUUUGCCGGGCAAUCGCUUGUAUUGAGUCACUCAAUGGUGAUCACCAACGGCUUCAGAAGUAUCUGAAGACUGAACGCCACAAAAACGAGUUCUUAUUGAAGCGGUUGGCGUCGUGUGUGAAGUCUGAACCAGCCGGGCAAUCGCUUGUAUUGAGUCACUCAAUGGUGAUCACCAACGGCUUCAGAAGUAUCUGA